This is a messenger RNA of Pseudoliparis swirei, 4606 nucleotides long. RefSeq lists its product as uncharacterized. The transcript has 6 exons. Lineage: Eukaryota; Metazoa; Chordata; Actinopteri; Perciformes; Liparidae. The coding region runs from base 152 to 1165 and encodes 337 amino acids. The record is from RefSeq and is a predicted model, not a curated record.
AUUACGUUUUUACACAGUCUCUUCAGAGUUGGUUCCCUGACGGGACACAUUUCAGGCUCUUCAGUAAGAUGUGCAUGUCUGCUUUUGGGGUAAAAGGAGAAACAUUUGUCUGUAAGCUGCUGAGUCAACAGAGGCUGAACACUGAGGAGACAUGGAAGCUGUGGUUGGAUUGGUAGUGAUGCUACUCGGAGUCUCUCACGGUGUAGUAACCCACUGUGAUGGCCGACAGGACAGAGCUCAGUGUUAUGGAGCUUUGGGAGGAACGGUGGUCCUCCAGCUGAUGAACAACCACUCUGACAUACUUAGAUACCAAUUGUUGAAAAAUAGCCAAAUCAUACUGGAUGUGAGAAGGAAUGUCUUGGAAUCUAAUCUGAUAGCAAACAGAUCCUUAUUUACUCCCAAUAAUGGAACAUUUGUGAUCUAUCAACUGAGCAGGACUGAUGGUGGUGAAUAUAGACUUCAGAUCUUUGAUUUAACGGGACGCGAGUCAGUACAGACCCUACAGUUGACCAUUCAAGCUCCUGUGUCCUCUGUCCAGCUGGUCCCUCAGUGUCUGUCCCAGGGAGAGGUGGAGGUGUCCUGCUCCUCUCAGGGAGCGGACAGUCCUCAGUACAGCUGGACUCUGGAUGGAAAAGCUCUGACAGACUCUGAGCUCUUUUCUGGAAACACUGAGACGCACAACAUCACUCUGAGACAGCACGUCUCAGGACGGCUGGUCUGCUCGGUCUGGAAUAACGUCAGUAGAGACUUAAAGCAAGUGAACAUACCUACCUGUGGCUUCAUAUACAUUAACUGCACCUCACCCAAUGGGACGCACAUAUCCCAGUGGGUGUAUGCAGCCAAUAAUACCCGGCAGUGUAUUGAGCCAACUGCAGCUUCCACCACAAUCACAGCAACCUCCCAUCCUGAAACAGUCUACUUACAAAUAACAGCCUAUGUACUGGCUGCACUUUUACUUCUGUUAGUGGUCGGGGUGGCUGCAGUCUGUGCUCAGAGGAAAAAGAAAAACAACAAACCUAAAGAAGGAGGUGAACAGGAAUUGAUCUAUGCCGACGUGAGGAUGGUGCAGCGACCGGGGAGGCAGCUGCAGCAAAGAGCCGAGAUGGAGAUGGAGGUGGAGUACGGCCAAGUCAUGUUUUCAGAUCGACCUCGACAAAUUCCAUAAAGGCGGGUGAUUUUAAAGACAGAUGGAGGAGUCUGUCAAGAGGCCAGGAGGCUUUUCAUCUUAAUUUAAUGCAAUUUACAGUUAGAAAAUCGCUCGGAUUUUAAACCAGUUUCACUCUUGUAUUCUACAAUUUGUGGACAUUUUCUCAGAAGAUUUACUUGUAAAAUAUUUAAAUUACAGGAUAACAAUAUAUUUUCUUGUAUUACAAUUAUCUUAAGAUACUUAAGUUGUACUUGUUUCUAACUUAUGAGCAUAUUUACCGUAAUGUUUUUCUUAAAACACUUACAUUGUUUUUUCAAACAUCUUUUCAAUGUCUGUCAUCGUAUUACUCACCUGAUGUCAAAGUAAUUUAAAGUUAGCAUUUGCCGGUAUUGAAAUCUAUUCAUGAAACGGCUGUAUUAAUUUAGGGUCGGAGUAUAAACUAUUAUGCUCACGCAUAUCGAUGGCCGAAGAGCAAAACCUCUCGUUUAAAAAAAGGCACUUUUUUGUGAAUAAACAACAACUUAUUGUUUUCUUGCAGAAUGCUAUUUAUUAAGGAAUACAUAAUACAAAAUAAAUAAAAAUGCACAAAAACUGCAGAUAGGAGGGUUUUCUCCACUUUUCCUGGAUUAUGUUGCAGAAUUCAAUUCAAUUCAAUUCAGUUUAUUUGUAUAGCCCAAUUUCACAAAUUACUAAUUUGUCUCAGAGUGCUUUAUAAUCUGUACACAUAGACAUCCCUGUCCCAGAACCUCACAUCGGAUCAGGAAAAACUCCCAAAUAACCCUUCACGGGGAAAAAGGGAAGAAACCUUCAGGAGAGCAACAGAGGAGGAUCCCUCUCCAGGAUGGACAGGUGCAAUAGAUGUCAUGUGUACAGAAGGACAUAAGUGUUUCACUUUGGCCCUCAACAUGUAGUGUGGAUUAAUUAAACAUUUGUAGGAGUUAAUUUACAAUUAGAUCAUGCGAUCUUCCUCUGGCUCUCACGCCAGGAAGUGUGCAGUAACCACCUGCUUGGUGUUAACACUUCUGCUUCUUUUCAAACUUGGUUUGUCAGUUGCCGGUGUUAUUAUUAAGACAAUGUCAUUAUGUUUGGUUCAGUUAAUGUUUACAUUUCCCCUUAACGUAGUGAUUAAUAGGAGUGAGUUGUGUAGUUUUAAUCAUGUCGCCUACUCUAAUAUAAAAGUUAGAGAUUUUUAUAAAUUUUAGUAGCAGCCGACAUACAGCAUAUAUUACAUUGCAUCUCAACUGGUACAUGUAGGUCCUUCGUGUUUACUUUUUAUUCUUUACCAAGAAAAACUUAUACAACUGGUCAUACUGAGCAUUCAAUGCAUUAAUCUUUUAAAAUCAUCACGUUUCUAGUUCUCGAUGUUUCCUCUGCCUUUGUGGCUUCAGGUUAGUCAGUUGAGCACAUUUAGACUUAUUUUUCAUGAUCUAAUCUAAUAUUAACCAGUCAGUUAACUUUCAAGAAACAAAUAUAGCCAUCUGCCCGGAAAUAAAUAAACAUGUAAUUUGCAGCCAUUGUUGUGCCAUUGGCAAGUGAAAAAGGGAUAGAUGGUUAAACUAAGGUCAUGUUAAACAUGCUUUAUUGUAAGAGAAAGUACCAAUACAAACUUCAGAUCUUAAAAGUGGUACAUAUUCCUGCCUGAAAUUACUCUAAUCACAAACCACAAUAUUAGGGGCUUAAACAAAUGUAUCAUGGAUGAUAAGGGGGAAAAGAAAUCUACAAAAUAAUAAUAAUUACGCCAGCCAGAGAACCUUAGUUAUUGCUUUAAAAAAUGGUAAGGCCACAGGUCCAUUACUGACAAAAGACAGUUUGUGUUUUCAAUAUAAAAUCCUUUAAAAAAAAAUGUAUAAUCAAAUAUGCAGGGACGGGAGCUGCUGUCAAGGAAAUUAUAUUAAUGGCCAAAUCUUCGAUAAAAAUACCUUUACACAUACUCUAAAGCCCUGUCCAACAUAAACUAAGCAACACUGGGGAAUCAAAUAAAGGCCACUGGUGGCGAGGCAGACCAUAGUGCCAUGCAGGCCACUAUUGAUGGUUUAGUGAAAACCCUGAGAUAACUCUGGGUAAGAAAUGGAGUGGCUUACACUCAGUGGCGGGCCGUCAGGGCCAGCAAGGCCUUCUCUGCUGGCCUAAACAUCAUCAGAAUAUAUAUUUUUUUCUAAAUAUAUUUCCCCACAAAUAUGUAUUCAAUUAUUUCCCAGAGUAAGAGUUAUUCUCUUAAUUUCAUAGCGUUCCUCUUGGUUGCGCUGCUGCCAGCGCCAGGUUGAGAUUUGGAGGGCUGGUCUUUAUGUUAGAUCUUUUAUCCAAUCAUAUUCAGCCAUCGUGUGUUGCCAGGGGGCUAACAUCUGCCCUUAGGCCUUCAGAAUCAACAUUGAAGGCGCUGGUAGCUUCAAGUGAAUGGGAAUGACGAUGUUGUGUCAACCAAUCAGCUUUAGAGUUGGCUCCUCUAGGCCUUCUCGAAGGCCCCGGAAGCGGCACAGGAGCAGCUAGCAGGCGGAGUGCUGCAGGUCUUUUGAUUGGAUUACCAAUAUUGAGAGGCGGGUCCUAUGGGCAGGUAGAUGCAAAACCUCAGAACUAGGAAACUGAAUUUGAUAAAGGAAUUAAUUCGCGGACUACAAAGCUGUUUUUUCAACCCACAAUGGCGGAAGGAGGAGAAGAUGUCGAUUUGGUCGAGCAUAUACUUGAAAUCUGCUUUGGGUGCGACAAUGCCCUGUUUAGUGAACAAACGAGUGCAAGUGACUUUUUUUCUUCUUUUUCUCCGUCCCGAUGCAUUCUGCAGCGGGCGAGACGGAGAGCCGAGAGAAAUGACAUGCUGUUGUGUAGAUACGAUCAACAUCAGACGGCUGUUUAGUUUAAUAAAUGAACAAAGACGUGCUAUAGAGAAAAUGACGGGGGCGGGCCAAUUUAUUUUUAUGUCAUGCGAUCUACCAAUACUACGCCGUGAUCGACGUAUUGAGCCCUGGUCAAGAGCCAUGGCAUCAUAAUGAUAGUAAUAAGAGGUGGAUUAAUUCGGGUGGGACUGUGUAGGACCUCACUGAAGGCCCAGGCCCCAGGCCCACGGCCCGCCACUGCUUACACUACAUAUAACUCAAAACAAGAACACGCAAAAUAAUAGAAAAAGAAAAAUGGCGAAACUGUAGCAGAGUAACCUACAAAGAAAAAAACAAGGAUUAACAAGGUUCAUCAUGCUGCAAAAUUAUACGUAUCGGAAACUAUCCGAUCUGUUGGGUACUUGUAGUUUACAGACCUCAUUUAGAUUGAUGCAUAUGUGUUUGUACAUAUUUAUCUAUGUGGACAUGUGUGUGUCUUUGUAUUGUAUGCUAUACUUUUUUUUCUUUUCGUUGCUGCCUGUGAAACACUUUGCUGCUCGCUUUGAUAUGUGUUGUAUAAAAAGCUUUAUUAUUAUGACAAUAUAUGUUUUCAGAAUAAACCUUCAUUGCACAACAUGAGACUAACGGUCAA